CAAAGCUUAACGAAAGAAACAAUGACACUAGUGCCCAGGGAAAUGUUUGUUUAACAGGUUGCGGCGACCGUAACUAUUUAUAACGAUGCUUAAAACCAUUAAGAUAAAUCGAAGUGACAAGUUUGUGUAGAAGAAAUUAAAAGCGAGCGUUUCGCUGUUUUUGCUGGACCUGGCGCACUAGAGUUCCUUUGUUUUGGUUAUUACUGAAGAACUCCAUUAAACCACCUGCAUGAGUGUUUUCUCCCUUUUUCAAAGCUAAAAGAAAGUGUAUAUUUCGCGUAUUGUGGUCCGCUUGCUAGCAUUACUAGCCUCACCUAGCCGGCUGUGCAUUUUGAAUUGGACCACAGUCGGGUUUAGACAGCGGAGGCUAACCGGGCUAGCUAACGACAUUCCGUGACAAGGGGAAAGGGAAAAUGACAGACACACCUGCCAGCAAUAGCUCAGCCCCAGGAGCAGAUUUUGACAUGAUAGCUGCUCUUGAUUGGAAGGACGGCAUCGCCACGUUGCCUGGCAGUAACAUCAGGUUCCGGAUGACAGAAUUUGGGACACUUGAGAUCGUAACGGAUCCAGAGCCGAAAGACAAGGAAGAGGAGUCCUCAUGCCCACAAUCAGAGACUACGCCCUCUAACGGCUCAUCAGAGCCACCCAAGCAUUCAAACCAAGCAGAAACAGCAAAACUACGUGCAUAUGAUGUGGCCCCGUCUGGACUGCAGACGCAGACAGGUAGCUCCAGUACAAUGAGCACCAGCAGAGAGGAUCGCUCCAAUGUGGAGAUGGCCAGCUGCAAGUCCUGUGGCCACUCUGGUUCACGGGAGUCUUUUCUCCAGGGAAAGUUCUGCAGUCCUGGCUGUGUACAGCCCAGCAGUGGAAGGUCGACUCCAGGUGAUACAGGAGAAGGUGAACGUUUAGGUAAACGAAUUCGGAAGAAGAAGAAGAUGUUCAUGGAGUCUGAAGAUGAUGAGGAAGACAACAUUGAGGAAGAGGAGGAGAAGUUUAGAGUCUCAAAAGGCAGAAAAGCAGCUAAACUUGCCAGAUUGGUUACAGCCACGCCCGUGAAGAAGAAGGCUUGGAGCUGGCCAGCCUACCUAGAGGAAGAGAAAGCUGUGUCUGCCCCCUUAAAAUUAUUUAAAGAGCACCAGGCCUUUCCUCAGAGCAGGAAUGCGUUUAAGGUUGGAAUGAAGUUGGAGGGCCUGGACCCCUGCCAUCCUGCUUUCUUCUGUGUGCUUACUGUGGCAGAGGUCCAGGGUUACAGAAUAAGACUUCAUUUCGAUGGUUAUCCUGAGUGCUAUGACUUCUGGGUCAAUGCAGACUCGUGGGAUGUGAAACCUCCAGGCUGGUGUGAGAAGAUGGGCCUCAAGCUGCUGCUGCCCAAAGGUUGCAGAGAUGGUGAAUUUAAUUGGAACACUUAUGUAAAGAAUUGUAGAGGCCAGCUGGCACCCAAACAUUUCUUUAAAAGUCUUAAUACUUCAGUGACCCCCUCAGGCUUUCGUGCUGGGAUGAAGCUCGAGGCUGUCGACAGGAAAAACCCAUCACUAAUCUGUGUAGCCACAAUUUCUGCCGUUGUGGAUAACCGCCUCCUCAUCCACUUUGAUAACUGGGAUGAUACAUAUGAUUACUGGUGUGAUGCUAGCAGCCCGUAUAUUCAUCCAGUUGGGUAUUGUGAGGAAGCAGAGUUAACGCUGACCACACCUGCAGAGUACAAGCAACCAAAAUGUUUCUCAUGGGAGAAAUACCUAGAAGAGACUGGAGCCCAAGCAGCACCUGCUAGAGCCUUCAAACAGAGACCUCCACAUGGCUUCCAGGUGGGAAUGAAGUUGGAGGCAGUGGACAAACGCAACCCCAUGCUCAUCCGCGUUGCCACUAUAUCAGACACAGAGGACCACAGGGUCAAGAUCCAUUUUGAUGGUUGGAGCGAUGAGUACAAUUACUGGGUGGAUGCUGAUAGCCCCGAACUGCAUCCUGUAGGAUGGUGUCAAAAGACUGGUCAUCCUCUGCAGAACCCCAGUUGUUCUAGUGAUCCCCAGGUGCCUCCAGGACAAGGCUGCCCUACUCCAGGAUGUAAUGGGGUUGGACACAUUAAAGGGCCUCGCUAUGGAACACAUUACACGGCCGUCAGCUGUCCCUAUUCUGAGCUGAAUUUGAAUAAGGAAGGGCUGCUGCCUGACAGGCUGAGCGGAGAGAGGCCGGUGACACUGAGUGGACCUUCACGGCACAGGCGCACAGAAUCAGUCACACAGACUCCUUCUACCACACCCACAGGCAGCAAUCCUGAAAACAAUGACAACACUGAGAACUCCUCACCAGCCAAGACUGCUACUGCAGCCAAGUGCACAAAGCCGAAUCAGGUGAAGCAUGAAGGAAAUGGAAAAGUAGACUCUCUGCAGCAGUUCUUGCAUGACUCUGUGUUCUGUGGCUGGGAGCCACCCAAGUUUCAGCACUGUUGGGAGAAACAUGGCAAACUGUUACCUGAAGCACUGGGUCUCAGUGCAAAGACAGUGGCCAAGUGGAACACAGAAGAGGUUGCGAGUUUUGUCAGAAAGCUACCAGGCUGCAGGGAACAUGCUGCCAUUUUCAGGAAUGAGCAAAUUGAUGGUGAAGCCUUCCUCCUUCUCACCCAGUCUGACAUUGUAAAGAUCCUAAGUAUCAAGCUGGGCCCUGCUCUGAAAAUCUAUAACUGCAUUCUUAUGCUGAGGAGUGUGGAUGAGGAAUAGCACCCCCACACCCUGGAUACCUGCCUUAGUACUUCUAACCACAAGGCGCAAUCAUUUUUUCCUCAUCUUUUUUAUGUCCCAACUAUGUGACUCAUCCUUGAUGGUGAUGAGUCCACAUUGUAUGUAGUUACUGAGGUUGCCCUAUGAUGAAUAAGUACUUCAGAAAAUUGAACAGACUGGAAUGUUAUCUGCUUAAAAGCAGUUUUCUGUAAUUGUCCUGUUAUAGAACUGGGCAUCAGAAUGUACAAGUUGGGUAUAAAUAUAAAGGUCUUUGGAGGACUAUGCUGCUAACCAGGCACAAAAUUUCUUGACUUCUCCUGUAUUUUUCUUGUAUCCUCUGUAUGUAGUCCUAACUGAAAUCUGCUACUUUAUUCAAAAGUUAUUUGAUCAUUUGAUUCUCAUUAACUUAUUGCUAAUUUGAUUUUUAUUAACGUUUUGGACUCAAAAGUGCAUGGUUUUGAGGCACUGCAAUAUCAAUGCAUUAUUAUUAUUAUUUAUGAUUUGUAUGGUUGCUAACUGUAUAAAUAAUUGGUUUCAGAAAUGUGAACAAAUUACACAUCGGUGGACCUUUUACUUGAAAUGUACAAAGUAAUUUUUAAAUUGAUGCAAAAAACAGACUUUUGUAUAUGAACCCACAUCACAUCCACGAUGGUCAGGAUGGGUGUGUAAGACCUCUAGGAUGAGGGAAAUGCUUGUGGGUGUGGGUGUUUGCUCAUGUGGGUGUGUCUGUAUACUCCAGAGAGAGACUGUGUACAUGUUUUACUUUGCAUCAGGGAAUCUUUUAGUUCAGUCACAUCUUAAAAUGAAUGUCUAAUUUGCUAUGUAUUAGUGUCGAAAUUGUGCUUUGUGAAAUCCAUUUAAAAUUUUGUAAAUUGAUGUACAGUGAUACUGAUUGGGUGUAUUUUGAUCUUUGAGGGUGUGUGUGUGUGUGUGUGUGUGUGUGUGUGAGAGAGAGAGAGGGAGACUUAAAGACAGAUUCCAUUGAAAAGAUGAAAUGUGAGCUGUAAUGCUCAAGAGUCUAAAUGGAUGAAAUUAAAAACAAACUCUGAGUUACAGCUUUACACAA
Messenger RNA from Ictalurus punctatus (channel catfish), 3777 nucleotides. It is a transcript of the gene l3mbtl1b, whose product is annotated as L3MBTL histone methyl-lysine binding protein 1b. NCBI's taxonomy places the organism in Eukaryota, Metazoa, Chordata, Actinopteri, Siluriformes, Ictaluridae. Gene Ontology annotation, biological process: regulation of DNA-templated transcription. Gene Ontology annotation, cellular component: nucleus. The coding region runs from base 414 to 2711 and encodes 765 amino acids. The transcript has 21 exons. The record is from RefSeq and is a predicted model, not a curated record. Gene Ontology annotation, molecular function: zinc ion binding; protein binding.